Messenger RNA from Symbiodinium sp. CCMP2456, 1701 nucleotides. The record is from the annotation of a GenBank genome assembly. NCBI's taxonomy places the organism in Eukaryota, Dinophyceae, Suessiales, Symbiodiniaceae.
AUGGGCCCUUUAAGCCGACCUGCCAUCGUUCCGUCCCUCUUUGCCAGGCACCAGGAGGUGCAUGCCUCCGAGUUCUUCCAGGUCACAGAAGAAGGAGUCCGCCGCUGGCGGAUGGACCCGCUGUCACUCAUGGAGGACCGGGCGCAGCAUCUCUCCGCCGCUUGGAAUGACACCAAGUCAGCUUGGCCAGCCUUAAUUAUGGCCAUCAUCGCCAAGAGUAGGGCUUCCUUUCUGUUGGACAUUGUGUCAGACUUGGUGGUGGCACAGCAGCUAUGGGAGUUCCACCAGGAGCUGGCAAUCACCACCUGUUUGAUUGUCGCGCUACCCUACCUGAUGCUUCCGGCCAUACUGGGGCCAUCAGGUUUGCAGCGCCUUCUAUGUGCACUGCACCCCAGUUUGAAGACGAUGCUUCAGAGCUUGGGGCAUCGACCAGUACUGGAAGGCAUCGUUUUUGCCGCCCUCGCGGUGCCCGGCUUCCUGCUGGUGGAUGUGAGCUUCGUGCUGCAGCACCUGAUCUCGGAACCCGCGACACCCGCCCUCUUCCACUACUGGACUCUACGGUCCCUGGUGGAAGUGGCCUGGGAGUCCAACCUCCAGGUGGCCUUGCAAAGCUACAUCUGGAUCCGACAAGAGAAUCUCUUUGGAGUGAUGGCCCCUUUCUCAGAUGACUCAGAUGCGUCAGUGAACAUCGUCUUUCUGGGAGUGAGCAUCGCCUCGAGUGCCCUUGCCACGCUUGAAGGCUUGUCGAAGUUGUCGACUUUCGCAGCUUUGCAGACUGGCAGCAGCCGGUGGCGCUUCGUGCAAGCUAUGCUGCGAGGAGGACAAGGCCUGGCGCCGUCCAACUUGUUGAAUGACAUGCUGCGACAGAAGAGGGUGGAGGUGGCAGAGGACCUGACGUCACUGUCAAGGUAUGGAUGGGAUUCGCUCUGCAGGGCCGCAGGCCAAUCCAAAGUUCUCCGGAGUCUGACCUUCGACGGGCGCUUUCUGCAGAAGUUUGUGGACAGCACAGACUUCAUUGGAGCAAGGAACAGCUUGGGUGUCAUCUUCCAGAAUCAGAAGCUGCAAGAGCUCCACAUCGCCAACCUGCCGCACCAGUACCAGCAGCACGUGGACAAGUCCACUGCAGCGCACCUGGCCCUGGAGCGCAGCGAGUUGCGCCGAAGACUGGCUGCCGACCCCGUCUUCGCGGCGGCGGUGCAGGGCGACGUGGAGCCGCUGCGCCUCCCGACGAGGCCCGGGCUCCUGCAGGACCUGGCGCGCUGCGGCCAGGCCCGGGCCCUGCAAGUGUUGCUCACGGAGGCCAAGCACAGCACCGAGGAAACCGCCCGUGCACUUUGGUUCGCAGGAGAAGAGGGCCACGGGGCCGCCGUAGAGCUGCUGCUCCGGGCCAAGGCCGAUCCAAAGCAGGUGAACCCGCGAAACGGUGCCUUCCCGCUGCUCAUGGCGGCCAAUUACGGGCACACCGAGCCCGUGAGGCUGCUGCUGGAGGCCAAGGCCGAUCCAAAGCAGGUGAACCCGCAAAAGGGAACCUUCCCGUUGCUCGUGGCGGCCGGGAAGGGGCACACCGAGCCCGUGAGGCUGCUGCUGGAGGCCAAGGCGGCCCCGGAGCAGCGACAUCCACAGUUCGUCACCCCUUUGGAGCUCGCAUCCGGCGAAGGUUUCACUGAAGUCGUGGAAGCUCUCAGGCGCGGCUCCGGCUGA